AUGGCCUCCGCAGCUCGCAACAACCUCCGACGAGCCCUCCUCUACGUCCCCGGCUCAUCACAACGGUUCCUCGACAAAUCCCGCUCUCUAGCCGCAGACUGCGUCGCCUAUGACCUCGAGGACAGCGUAACUCCGCACAAGAAGGCAGAGGCACGCCAACUCGUGCGGAGAGCCAUUGAUGAGCCUGCUCCGUCGCAGAUACGUGAGCGGGCGGUACGAAUUAACUCUGUGGAUAGUGGUUUGGCUUUGGCUGAUUUGACCGAAGUCUUACAAUCGCCGAACCUGACAACCCUGGUCGUGCCCAAAGUCAAUUCAGCGUCUGACCUGACCUUCAUCAACGACGUGAUUACUCACACUUUAAAAGAAGAAAGAAAAGUCCCCAUCUCGAUCCUGGCACUCAUCGAGUCCGCAAAAUCAAUCACCAACCUCAACGAAAUCUGUCGCGCAACCCCUCUCCUUCAAGGCCUCAUCUUCGCCGCUGAAGACUUCGCGCUUGACCUCAGUCUUACGCGCUCGCCUUCAUUGACAGAAUUCCUGUUCGCGCGAUCAGCAAUCGUCACAGCCGCAAGGGCCCAUGACCUCCCUUCCACAAUUGACCUCGUCUGCACAGGCUACAAAUCCGAGUCCGCCAAGCAACUCCUUGAGGAAGAGUCGCGUGGUGGGAAACGUUUAGGUUUCAAUGGAAAACAAUGUAUUCAUCCGACGCAGGUGGAGACUGUGCAGCGCGUGUUCAGUCCCGAGGCUGAUGAGGUUGAGUGGGCGAUUAGGGUUGUGAUUGCGGACGCAAAGGCUGCUGAAGCGGGCAAGGGGGCGUGGACGUUGGAUGGGAAGAUGAUUGAUGUGCCUGUUGCGGAGAAGGCGAAGAGUAUUGUGCGAAGGGCGGAGGCUUGUGGAUUGGAUGUUGGGGAGUUGAGGGAGCAGUGGAAGGGGCAGGAGCCUGAAUAG
This is a messenger RNA of Talaromyces amestolkiae, 945 nucleotides long. RefSeq lists its product as uncharacterized. Bases 1 to 945 code for a protein of 314 amino acids. Gene Ontology annotation, biological process: oxaloacetate metabolic process. Gene Ontology annotation, molecular function: magnesium ion binding; catalytic activity. The record is from RefSeq and is a predicted model, not a curated record. NCBI's taxonomy places the organism in Eukaryota, Fungi, Ascomycota, Eurotiomycetes, Eurotiales, Trichocomaceae. The transcript is spliced from 3 exons.